Messenger RNA from Culicoides brevitarsis, 4691 nucleotides. It is a transcript of the gene MED14, whose product is annotated as mediator of RNA polymerase II transcription subunit 14. The transcript has 5 exons. NCBI's taxonomy places the organism in Eukaryota, Metazoa, Arthropoda, Insecta, Diptera, Ceratopogonidae. The record is from RefSeq and is a predicted model, not a curated record. Gene Ontology annotation, biological process: regulation of transcription by RNA polymerase II. Gene Ontology annotation, cellular component: core mediator complex; mediator complex. Gene Ontology annotation, molecular function: transcription coregulator activity. The coding region runs from base 145 to 4671 and encodes 1508 amino acids.
AAUAAUGAAAGCGUCGACGGAAAAUUUGUUUUAUUGAAUUUUAGUGCAAAAAUCGCCUUUUAAAUUGAUUAAAAUACCUGCAAAACUUGAAUUGAGCCACUGUGACGCGAUUUUUAUACGAAGCGACAAGAAAAUCUUUGGAAAAUGGCUCCAACUCCGCUAGAAGGUGCCGUUGUGAAUUACACAGGUCCCACAAACGGUCAGGAUGGCAGUCGUCAAGGUUCGAUCUCGCUUGGGGUCCUAAUUGACUUUAUUGUGCAACGCACAUACCACGAUUUGACAGUGUUGGCCGAGCUGCUGCCACGAAAAACCGAUUUGGAACGCAAAAUUGAGAUUUACAACUUUUCGGCACGAACGCGGCAACUGUUCAUUCGUCUCUUGGCGCUUGUAAAAUGGGCCAAUUCCGCUUCAAAAGUCGAUAAAUGCUCGCACAUUAUGAGUUUCUUGGAUAAACAAAGCAUGUUGUUCAUCGAAACCGCUGACAUGUUAGCCCGAAUGGCUCGUGAGAUCCUAGUUAACGCCCGUUUGCCCAAUUUUCACAUCCCCGCGGCGAUUGAGGUGCUCACAACAGGCACUUAUAACAAAUUACCGGCAUGCAUCAAGGAAAAAAUAGUUCCAGCAGACCCAAUUACGGCAUCAGAGGAGAAAGUGACGCUAAAUCGCUUGGAUCAGGUCAUCCAACAUCGUUUGGUGACGGGAAAUCUCAUUCCGCAGAUGAGAAAAUUCAAAGUUGAAAAUGGAAGAGUGACUUUUACGGUCGAUCAUGAGUUCCGGGUGUCACUUACCGUCAUGGGGGAUGGUCCCAAUAUCCCCUGGCGCCUUUUGGACAUUGAUAUUUUGGUGGAAGAUCGUCAAACGGGCGACGGAAAGCCUUUGGUGCACGUCCUGCAAGUGAAUUACAUCCAUCAACUGGUGCAAGCUCGAUUAAUUGACAAUCAAAAUGCCUUGACGGAAGUUUAUAAGGUGUUGCAUUACUUUUGUCAGUCGUUGCAGCUCGAAGUGAUGUACACCCAAACGCUCCGGUUGUGUCGCGAUCGCUUGGAUGACCAUAUUCACGUCGACGACUAUGUCCCGGGUAAUAAAAUCACCGUUUCCUAUUGGCGCGAACUCAGUAACAGAGAUCCACGUUCCGAAGUCGGGUAUAAAUUGACGGUUCAAGCGGAUCCGAUCGACGGAGCGAAACCUCUGGCUGUUUAUCAUGUCCCUUCAAUUGGCGGCACGAAGGAAAGUGAAGUGGCAGAUCGUGCAGUUCGUUCCGACAUGCUCUCGAUGGAACGUUUACUCGUGCAUACGGUGUACAUUCGAAGUUUGGCCCGCCUCAACGACUUAAAAGCCGAAUUUCAGAUGUUUAUGAAGGACACGGAGUUUUUGCUGCAAGGAACUCCGGCGAUUUUAACGAUUCCCGUGCUGACCCCAUGUUUAAGAGCCGAACAAGUGCAUAUUACGGUCGAUACCCACUCGGGACGCCUCCAUUGUCACGUGCCCAAACACAUGGACUGCCCCUUUAUGGCGGAAAUGGAGACGGCAUUGAAUAACGACACCAGUAAAUUACCUGCUUUGAUCUCGGAACUGCGUUAUUGGAUCACGAAACGUCGUUGCGAGAAAACUUUGCAACAUUUACCGGCAACGUUGCACGAAAAACUUCCCCUAAUCUAUGCGGCGGACAGUCCCUUGACAAAAAUCGGCAAAAAUAAGGCAUAUCUCGAACUGCAUCGGCAUCAAAAUGUCAUCCUAAUUGUCGAGCUGCAAGAAAAAACGGAAAAUCCCUCGGAAAUGGACUACACUUUUUAUCUCGUGUCGAUUGUGCGAUCCACGGGCAACGAAAUUUCCGAUAAACCAGCAAAUACACCGGAAAAUCCCGAAGCAGAGAUGCCGAAAAUGUUCAUGAAAGUGAUGACCUUGAUCGAAUUCGAUACAUUUGCAGCGACACAUGGUCCUGGGACCUCUGUCGAAGUCACAAACAAUCAAAAACGAAAGUCGUCGGCAAUGGAUUUCGGUCCGCCACCCAAACAGACGAAACGAUAUCCGGCAUAUUUCAUUCCGGAGUUGGCGCAUGUCGUGGCGAUGUGUGAUGAAAAGUUGCCCUUCGUGCAAAUGGGACAGGAAUUGUCAAAUCGGGGUAUUCCUCAUUGCGGAUUGCAAGUAGAAGCGAAUGCCACGUCUUCGGUGAUGAAAAUUUUAUCGUUGCCGCAACCGUUGGCGCCUGUUGUGACCGCAGGAUCUGAAACGAAGACAAUGCCGGUGCCCGUGAUCGAUAAAACUAUCUGGGAUUCCAUUCGGAAACGGCUUUUAUCGGUUUCGGUGAGGACCAUUGUCAAUAAAAAUUAUCCGACGCGAUCGUGGAUGUUUGAAUUGAUAUUUUUCGGGUCGCCAAUUCAAAGUACGUCGCAUAAGGAGCAGGGGAAACGUCGAUCUGUGGUGUUGCAACAUGAUAUGAGUGCUGCGAAUUCUGUCGGUGACACCGUCGAUGCUUUCCUGAGUGACUGGGCACGCAUCGUGUACCUCUAUUCGCUCGUGUCGGACUUUAAUGAGCUCUACAGCAGCGAUAAAUACAACUUGCGGAACAUUGUGACGGUCAAAUCGUACAAUUACACGACCCUGUGCCUGGCUUACGGGCCAAAUAAGGAGAUAAAGUUGAAUAUUUGGUGGUGCACGCGAAGCAAGGAGUUCAAAACGAUGUUCCACGGUGACAGUGCCGCCAUUAAUUCGCACAGUAUUAUGCGGGAUCAGCUCCAGGCGCAUCUCAAUCACAAUUAUAACUUGGCUCAGCUGGUGCAUACGUUGCACGAAACGUACCAACCGUUGACUUCCAUCGCGAAAUUGCAGAUUUUGCCGCAUCUUGGCAUCACAGCGGUAAAUCCCAAGAUUGCGGUGUUGAGUUUUUGCAUAAUUGCGCAAUCGCCGACGAUGAUUCGGAUUUCGUACCAAGAAACGUACUGCUUGGAGAUCCGUUUUCGUGGCAGUGGCUUGGUUUCUAUUCGCGACGGGGCUUAUUCGAGAUUCGCUGGCAGUAAUGUCGUUGGGGAGUGGUUGGUUAUUGGCGGUUUGAAGGGUUUCCUCUCGAAAUACGUCGACGAAAAUGCGGUUUAUCGACGUCGCAGUCAAUCCGAAGACGAUAAUCCGCCGUCGCCGACGUUGGAAGAAGUGCAAGGCGGACCACAUUCAGUCGGAUCUUCUUUCCUCACAUCGGGAUUGCGAGGCCCACAAAGUCCCCGAGAUCCAAAUGUGAGAUUUACUGCUCCAAUGACGCCGCCAUCCGGGUCGAAUCCACACACGCCAGCCAGUCCAAUGUCGCAACAACACGCAAUGACCGGGCAACAACAUCCGAAUUUUAAUUUGACGUCGCCUCCGUCGGCGCCACAUUUGGCACAUCCAUCACCGGGUAAUAUUAUGCCGGCGUCGCCUUUGAAUCCGCAACCGAGUCCAUUGGCGGCACAUUCGCCCGGACCGAAUACGUUGUCGUACAUGCAGGGACACACAGAUAGCCCGUUUGCGGCAUUGUCACCAGCAGCAUGGCCCGGAUCUCCGGGAAUGCCGAGACCAUCGCCGCGGGCAGGACAAAGUCCGGAUCAUAGAUCUCAGAUAACAAUUAGUACUCACAUGUCUCGCGUGCUUCCAUCGACCCGAACGUAUGCCGGAAGUGUUCCAACUCUCCUCACGCACGAGGCGCUCGAUCAACUUUGUCGCGCCAGUCCGCAUCCCCAAAAGGAAAUAUCCAACAUCGAAAUGAGCCCCAUCGAGAGAUUCCUCGGUUGCGUUUACAUGCGACGACAAUUGCAACGUCUCAUCAACAGCGAGGACUUUUUAACGCCGAUCACGUCAAACGAACCCGGCAAAAUCAUGUUUAAGGCGGAUUGUCUUCAGUGUCAAGUCUACUUGAAUCCGAAUCACAUGCAAUCGCUCCACAUGAAAGUAACGCAAGUCCCGUCUCCCGAUGGCAGUCAACGAUUCCCAUGGAGCCCCGAUGACUUGCAAGUCUUGGAACAAUUCUUCGAUACUCGUGUUGCGGCACCUCCGUAUCGCUACAACGAAUUGAGCGGCUUUAUGCGGAUGUUUAGUGUGCCGCCGCAUGUGCUAAAGGACUUUAUUCAGAUCAUGCGGUGCGAGUUGAUGCCCGAACUCACGCAAGGAUGUCGUUGGAACGUUUCAUUUUGCUUGCGAGUACCUCCAGCUGCGGCACCUAUUGUUCCUAUUGGCACGCCCGGCGUCAUUAUUCGGAUCAAAAUUCUGUUUUUCUUACAACUCACUCGUGUUCCUUACAUGCAAGGACAGGAUUGGAAAAAUACACCCACUCUCAUUCUUCCGAUGCUUUAUGAUGUGCAAACAAAUCUGACGCAACUUGUGGAACGACGCGAAGGACCAAUGUCGAUGCCCAUGCAAGCGGUCAGCAUGAAAUUACGCAGUUUUGCGACGGAAUUCCAGCAACAACAAAUGGCUGGACAAAAUGAAUGUUCGAUUUUCCCCGCAAUUCGGGACUUGAUGAUGAAUUUGAUGCCGCAAAAUGAUCAACCGCCUCCACAAAACCCGAUGCAGAGUCCUAUGCAAGUGAAUCCAAUGGCACAACAAGUGAUGGCCGCAUCAAGCCCAAACCCGAAUAUCAUGCACCAAUCAUCGCCCAUGGCUGCGCCUCACACACCACAGGGACAACCGCACACGCCUGGGCAACAAUAAAUUUAGUUCUAAAGUAUAAA